Phragmites australis (common reed) is the source of this 2190-nucleotide messenger RNA. RefSeq names its product DEAD-box ATP-dependent RNA helicase 27-like. NCBI's taxonomy places the organism in Eukaryota, Viridiplantae, Streptophyta, Magnoliopsida, Poales, Poaceae. The coding region runs from base 161 to 2035 and encodes 624 amino acids. Gene Ontology annotation, molecular function: nucleic acid binding; ATP binding; RNA helicase activity. Gene Ontology annotation, cellular component: nucleolus. The record is from RefSeq and is a predicted model, not a curated record. Gene Ontology annotation, biological process: maturation of LSU-rRNA from tricistronic rRNA transcript (SSU-rRNA, 5.8S rRNA, LSU-rRNA). The transcript has 12 exons.
CGGCCGAAUCGGGCCGGUUUGGCCUGCAAGAACGACAAUGCCCUGCGCGUAGCGGAAAGCUGCAGGUGGGGACCACGUAAGGGUGAGACCCCUGCCGUUACGAGCGGAUCCUAAAACCCUAGCGAAGCCGAACCCUCCCUUCCCUCCCGCCGCCGCCGCCAUGUGCCCCACCGCCGCGACCAUGAGCUCGGCCAGGCCGUCGAAGAAGCGGAAGCAGCCCGUCGUCGCCCCGCCGGAAUCGGACUCCGAGGAGGAGGAGUCGGUCUACGACACCGCCUCCGACGACGAAGAGGAGAUGAUGCAUCAGGAGGGGCAUGCGAGCGACGACAAGGGAGAGGCGGACGAGGACGAAGAUGAGGAGCAAGCGCAGGCGCAGGAACAGGAAGAGGAGGACGAGGGCGAGGUUGGGAUAGAGGUGAAUGAGACUGGGAAGAAGAAAAAGAAGGGGAAGAAGGAAAGGAAGGAGAAAGAAGAGGGGGAGAAAGUGGAAAAGAAGAAGGAGAAGAAGGGGGAGGGAAGUGGGAUUCUGACGAACAUGCUGUUCUCGGAGCUCCCCAUCUCCGAGCUCACUGCCAAGGCCAUCAGUGAGAUGAACUAUACCCACCUCACCCAGAUUCAAGCUAGAUCGAUACCGCCUCUAUUGGAAGGAAAGGAUGUGAUGGGCGCAGCCAAAACUGGCUCAGGGAAGACUCUUGCGUUCCUUAUACCAGCGAUCGAGCUGCUCUAUCACCUGCAUUUCUCACCGAGGAAUGGAACUGGAGUUAUCGUGGUUUGCCCGACAAGGGAGCUUGCUAUCCAGACACACAAUGUUGCCAAGGAGUUAAUAAAGUAUCAUUCGCAAACUCUUGGAUAUGUAAUUGGCGGUAAUAACCGGAGAGGUGAGGCUGAUCAGCUCGCAAAGGGGGUCAAUUUAUUAGUCGCUACACCAGGCAGGCUUUUGGACCAUCUACAAAAUACCAAGAGUUUCAUAUACAAAAGGCUAAAGUGCCUUGUAAUUGAUGAAGCUGACCGCAUACUUGAGCAAAACUUUGAGGAAGAUAUGAAACAGAUAUUUAAAUGCCUUCCUCAGAAUAGGCAGACUGUUCUUUUUUCUGCUACACAGACUCCACAGGUUGAAAAUUUUGCUAAGUUGUCAUUUGAGAAAAAUGAAGAACGUAAAGAAAAACCAGUUUAUGUUGGAGUUGAUGAUGAUAAAUCAAAGGCUACUGUUGAAGGCUUACAGCAGGGCUAUUGUGUCAUUUCUAGCGAGAAAAGGUUUCUGGUUCUGUAUGCUUUCCUCAAAAAGCAACAGUCGAAGAAUAAGAAGGUCAUGGUGUUCUUUUCAUCAUGUAAUUCAGUCAAAUUCCAUGCAGAACUUUUGAAUUUCCUUCAGAUAGAGUGUUCUGAUAUCCAUGGGAAACAAAAGCAGCAGAAAAGAACUACAACAUUCUUUAGCUUUUGCAAGGCAGAAAAGGGCAUAUUAUUAUGCACUAAUGUGGCAGCACGUGGACUUGACAUCCCUGAUGUGGAUUAUAUUGUGCAAUAUGAUCCUCCAGAUGAACCAAAGGAUUACAUCCACAGAGUUGGUCGUACUGCACGUGGUGAUAAGGGCCAAGGAAAUGCAUUACUGUUCUUACUACCACAAGAAUUAAAGUUUCUCAUUUACCUGAAGGCAGCCAGGGUUACUCUGACAGAAUAUGAUUUCGAUGAAAAGAAGUUGCCCAAUUUGCAAUCACACCUCGAGAAUAUUGUUGGUGAGAAUUACUUCCUAAACCAGUCGGCGAAAGACGCCUACAGAUCCUACAUGUUGGCAUACGACUCACACUCUAUGAAAGACAUUUUCGAUGUCCAGCAACUCGAUCUGAAGAAAGUAGCAGCGUCGUUCUGUAUCAAUAACCCUCCCAAAGUGAAUGUCGGCCUGGAGAGCAGUGCGUCCAAACAUCGGAGGAAAAUGAGGAAAGUGGAUGGUGGGAAGAGGCAUGGUAUUGGCCCGUCGAAUCCUUACGGCCGUAGAGACAGAGACGGUGGUGACAAACGACAGUUCGCAAGAUUCUAGAAAAGAGCGUUUCAAGGGUUUAGGAUGCCCCGAGGCAAUUGCGAUGUGUGUUAAUAUCAGAGCUUCGAAGUCAUCUGGCUUUGGAAAAUUUUGUGAUACGUCACUUGUUCUCAGAAUGGAUGAGAUUUAAUUUUUGUUAAGGGGCGAUUGCUUCA